AACAUAGUCGAACUGGUGCAAUGAUUUUACAAGAUAAUGAUGAUUGGAAAGAGUUUCUCAAAUUAUAUAAAUCAAUAAUUACCGAUAAGAUUAUUUGUGUUUGUGUUACAAUGAAUAAGCAGAUAAAAAAAAGAAAACAAGAGUUAAUGACGGAUCUUAAUUCGAAAAAGUCUAAUGAGUCCAAAAGCAAAGCUUUAUGUAUUUCUAAUGAUGAUAAUGCUGAUAAAGAUAAAAUAGAUAAAGCUGAUCAGAUUACAAAACUUCGCCAAAAAUGGGAGUGCAAAAUUUGUAAUAAGAUUUGUUAUGUUGAUGGUGAUCGCCAUUUAGAAUUAACACCCUAUCGAUUACAAAUGUGGGCAAAAGAUAUUAUCAAGAAGAAUACUACGAUUGAUACUCUACCUGUUUAUCCUAUUUUUAAUAUAUCUUAUGGGCGAAUUGUUUAA
This is a messenger RNA of Racocetra persica, 443 nucleotides long. Lineage: Eukaryota; Fungi; Glomeromycota; Glomeromycetes; Diversisporales; Gigasporaceae. The record is from the annotation of a GenBank genome assembly.